AAGAGAUGUGUUUUCAUUCUUCAUAACAGCAAUUGUUCUGUGCAUCAUGACGCCUCAAAUGGCUAGGUUUGGACUUAUUAUUAUUCUCUGGAUUAUUCCUUGUUCUGAACAACAUCUGAAUUUAUAUUUGGAUGAGAAAGAAACCUCUAGGUUAUUAGGAAUUCCAGACUCCGAGCUGUACUAUGUACGUAACGGCAUCCUCAACAAGUAUGCGCUGUCGUUUAACAUGCCAAUACCGACACACAUCGACUCCAUCUUCUUCACGUGGCAAAAUCUCCGUCCUAAACCUCCAGAUAUGUUUUACAAGAUGCUUAAGGUGUUCAACCCUACCGCCAUGGACAUGCCGACACCCAGUAUAGACCCAGAUGGCAUGGUUCCCAAUGAGCUCUCUAAGUUCAAGAUUACAUUCCGAUGCACGGGAGCGUUGACUACAGAAGUGGACGUUCACAUACAGAUGAACAUCAGCAUCUUCUCUGCGUCCAACGUGACUGUACUGAACCUGCGUAGGAAGAAGAUGUGCACAAAAGUGGACACAUACCUCUUCAAGGAGUUGUCAACACAGCGGCCAGUGUCGAGAGAUUUCAACAUUUCCGGGAAAGGCUCAGUUGAAGAAAAACGUCGUUUGGACAACAGUGAAGAGGCUGGGUCAUCGACUCACGUAUUCUACAUUGCGGUGGGAUGUGCAUGUGCCGUUAUCAUCCUUGUGGCGUUAGCUGUCGCUGUGUACUAUGUAAACUCCCAGAAAUCUACAAACCGGGCAUAUGCUGAAAGAAUAAGUGAUACAAGCAGCUCCCAGGCACUGACCCAGCAGACACAAUCGUUCCUGCGAGCGGACACACCUAGCAAGAGCAUUGCUGGAUCUCAUUCUGUACUUUCAGUACGCAGCUAUCCGCGGGGGAUUUCCCCGAUUCCCGAGAUACGCCAGCAGACCCCUGCGCUACUUGUCGACCCCUACUCCCUCCUCAUAGAAAUUGCAAUAGACCGAGCAAGGAUUUCUCUCUCUGAGAUUAUAAUGGAAGGCACAUUUGGCAAGGUAUACUGUGGAACUCUGCUUAGUGAAGAAGACAGUGAAGUAGCAGACCAGGAAAUAUUUGUCAAAACAAUAACAGAGCAAGCACGUAGUGAUCAGGUGCACGUGUUUCUCGUGGAAAGCUGCCUGAUGAAGGGUCUCCCACACCCGAACAUUCACCCCGUGAUAGGGGCGUGUCUGGAUGAUAAACUACCACCCUAUAUCAUAUACCCAUACUCCACAGAGGGGAAUCUUAAAAAGUUUCUACAAAAAUGUCGAUUAUCAGACUGUAAUUCUCAUUAUUCAUUAUCCACCCAGCAGAUUGUAUAUAUGGCCAUCCAAGUAAUCAGGGGUAUUCAGUUUCUGCACAGAAAAAAGAUCGUACACAGAGACAUUGCAGCAAGAAAUUGUGUAGUUGAAAGUGAUCUAAUAGUGAAGCUGACGGAUAACUCUUUAGCGCGAGACCUGUUUCCGGGGGACUACAACUGUCUUGGGGACAAUGAGAACCGCCCUGUCAAGUGGCUCGCGGUCGAAGGGAUAUCGGAUAGAAGGUUCUCUCCUGCCAGUGAUGUGUGGUCAUUUGGAGUUGUAUUAUGGGAGUUUGUAACGUUGGCCCACCAGCCGUACCCCGAUAUUGACCCGUUCGAGAUGGAGGCGUAUUUACACGAGGGAUACCGGCUUGCACAGCCACAAAACUGCCCUGAUGAACUAUACGUUGUGAUGGCCAACUGUUGGGCUGUGAAUCCCGAGGAGCGACCCAAAUUUUCCCAGCUACUGGCAUGUCUUCAAGACUUUUAUACAGCCCUUGGCAGGUUCAUUUGAGGGUAGAGGGGGGGACAGCAUGGGAUUACAUAGACUGACUUUGAUACUCAAUAAGACUGUUCCAUUCAAAGUGUAGGGAAAACAGGAUCGAUGAAAGAGAUUAAGUCAGAUACUCAGAUUGUACUGGUUUGGAGAAUGGGGAAAACAGUCAGUAAGACAUCCCAUAAGAAGAUUUAAAAUCCCAGGAAAGACUGGAGUAGAGGAAGAAGUCAUUCAUUCAGUGUGACCUUGACAAAACAAAAAAUGCAGCAGACAUGAUAAAAAAGUCAUGGGCAAGCAGGGAAAGACCUGACUGCACAGUGGCUCCAGGCUUGACACAGCACAGUGGCUCCAGGCUUGACACAGCACAGUGGCUCCAGGCUUGACACAGCACAGUCACGCCAGGCUUGACACAGCACAGUGACUCCAGGUUUCACAUUGACCCAAUGCUCAAGGAUUGACUUGAUCAGUGGCUCCAAGCUUGACACUGCAUGGUGGCUCCAGGCUUGACACUACUAAGUGGCUCAAAGCUUGACAUUGGCCCGUUGCUCCAGGCUUGACAUUGGCCAGUGGCUCAAAGCUUUACAUUGACCAGUGGCUCAAAGCUUCACAUUUACUAGUGGAUCCAGGCUUCACAUUUACCAGUGGCUCCAGGCUUGACAUUGACCAGUGACUCAAGGCUUGACAUUGACCAGUGGCUCAAGGCUUGACAUUGGCCAGUGGCUCAAAGCUUCACAUUUACCAGUGGCUCCAGGCUUCACAUUUACCAGUGGCUCCAGGCUUGACAUUGGCCAGUGUCUCAAGGCUUGACAUUGGCCAGUGGCUCAAGAUUGGACACUUAAGAUACAGAUGUAUGCUGAUGAUUAAAAUACUUCCAUAAUAACCUUCUACAAUAUUAUGAAACCAAUUUAAGCUUGAUAAAAACAGCAACUUUGAUUGUCAAAGAAUCAUAUCUUGUUCAAGAUGCCUGUUGAUGAUUGUUUUAUAAUGCAGUUGCUUGCACAUGCAGUUUACUUACAUGUCAAGUUUGCUUGUACAUGAAGGUAUAUGUGUCAAGUUUGCUUGUACAUGAAGGUAUAUGUGUCAAGUUUGCUUGUACAUGAAGGUAUAUAUGUCAAGUUUGCUUGUACAUGAAGGUAUAUGUGUCAAGUUUGCUUGUACAUGAAGGGGUAUGUGUCAAGUUUGCUUGUACAUGAAGGUAUAUAUGUCAAGUUUGCUUGUACAUGAAGGUAUAUGUGUCAAGUUUGCUUGUACAUGAAGGUAUAUAUGUCAAGUUUGCUUGUACAUGAAGGUAUAUAUGUCAAGUUUGCUUGUACAUGAAGGUAUAUGUGUCAAGUUUGCUUGUAAAUGUAGCUUUGCACGUCAAGUGUUACAUCAGGUAGAUACAAUGUAGUAUUAGGUAUUCUUAUUUAUGAGUGUUCAUUUCAUUAUAUCAUGUCCAUCUUAAGAAUAAACCCCACUUCAUUAAAAUCAUAACAUACCUAAACAAGUUGGUUUUUUCUUCUUAUUUCUUGAUAUUUAAAUUAAUUUAUAUUUAGAUAGUUUUCAGUUGAAUAUAAGAUAGAAUUGGCUCUAUGGGAAGUAUUUAUGCAUUAUGUAGUCUUAUGAAUUUUCUAGGUUUUUCUCCAAUGGCAGCAAUGUACAAACCAGCACAAUUAACCAUUAGCUUGUCAUAUUUCAAAUAAGAAAAGUUUAGGUACUGUCAUAGUCUAAGUAUCGUUGUCAUCUUUUGUGGCGGCAUCAUUGGAGUUGUUGGAAAACAUUAACCAUGGCCGUUACUCAAAUUAUGGAGACAAAACACACAUGUACAGCAAGGCCAAUUAUUCUGGUUUCAAUAAUUUUUAAGUUGUGCCCCUUUUUUGACCGAAGAAUAACAGAGGAGCGUUGGUGUAAGGUUCGACACAUUCUUGAUUUAAUUUCAUAUUUCGUAUUUCUCAAAAAGAAGACCAUUUGAAUUUCUGUCAUUUUUGCUUCCUGAUCAUCAUUGACAACAGUAUUAACCAAGUUUCAAAAUGUUUAUGACUUACUUUUUUGACUGCUUUUAUGAAUGGCAACAAGAAGAGUGAUAGGUCUUAUCGGCAAUAUGACAUAAGCUGUAAAUACAGCGCUACAAGUAGUUUGUUGUGAUGCCAAAAAGAAUGGCGGCGCCCAAUAUUGUUAGGACAAUUUUUGAAGGUCAUAGAUUAUUCCAAUCUUAUUUUCAUUUAUUUUUGUGUAUGCCACCAAAACCUAUUCAACAAUUAACUAUUAUACCUAUUUCUGAUGGUUGCACUUUAUAUAGGCAGUGAAUGAACGGGUCCUUGUGUACAAGAUGUGUAUAGCCGUUAUGUAUUAUAAUAAUUAUUUCGUAUUUGUUAGUGAAUUGUUUCUUAUGAAUGACAUUGUCACCUUCAGAAAGGUGAAAACCCAUGUGAUAUUUAUUUUACCAAAUUUUUUUUGUGCUUGUUUUGUUUUAUUAAUUAUGGCUUGUUUGGUGCAAAAUACAGAUAGAAAUAGAUAUAUAAAUGAAAUAAAUUUACAUUUAUGUAAAUAAAAAUGAUAAGGAGCUUCAUGAAUUUUCACAAAACUGUUUAUUGUAUAGUGAGCUAUCUUAACUAAGGAACUUGAUGAAUAUUCACAAAUCUGUUCAUUGUAUAGUGAGCUAUCUUAACUAAGGAACUUGAUGAAUAUUCACAAAUCUGUUCAUUGUAUAGUGAGCUAUCUUAACUAAGGAACUUGAUGAAUAUUCACAAAUCUGUCCAUUGGUAUAGGUUUUCUUCUUUGGGUUUGAUCCCCACCAGGGAAAACUCAUAGCCUCUCAAAAUGGACACUGGUUCUGGUUUCUGCUAGGAAACAGAAUCAAGUGUGAGUCUUUAAUCUGCCAGCUUUUGUAACUAUGGAGCUGAAAGAAAUCAGUAUAAACUAAAAAUAAGAAGGCUAGGAGUAUUAAGACAGCAAAUUUUUUCUGAUGGACUUAAAUGGAUUUUCUUUCAUUAAUUAGAGAUUCAAUCUUUGUUUGUCAUGCAUACAAGUUCAAUCAUAAAUGUUCAUUUCUUUUUAUAGACAUAUUGAUGGGUGAAAGUCAGAAAGUUUUAAUUGACGUUAUAUGAAGAAGCGGUUAGGACGUUAUUGCUUUCAUCCUGCGAUAUUUUUGUUGCAAACUUGAUCUUUGAGGCAAUAGAUCAGCCUUUACUGUUUUCUAUCACCUUAGCUUAUUGUGUCAUGGGGCGAUAUAUAUAGGUAUUACUUUUGGCGUUGAUGGCGGUGAUAAACAGCAAAAAACCUUGUGCAGGUAAAAAACAUCAGUAUUUAUUAUGCAAUUGUAAUGAAACGUUCUGACAAUGUUUGUUGGCAUGUCUAGUUCAAGUUUGAUUGUGGGCUGACUUGCAUCCAUAAAUCUAGAGUUAUGCACCUUUUUCGUUAAAAAAUGGUAAGUUAAUGUCUAGUGCAGGUAAUAAACUAAGUAUUUAUAAUCCAAUGGAAAUGAAACUUUGUGACAAUGUUUGUUGGCAUAUUGUUUCCAUCACAUAUCAUUGUGAAAUAAGUUGACCAAGAAACUUCAGAGUGAUUUCCCAUUUACGUAUUUUAAUGUCAUGGGCAACUCGGAUUAUGAUGAAACUUGUUUACAGUGUCUGUAGGCACCUCGGUCAAGUUUGAUUUUGUGAGAAAUUGCAUCAGUUACUCAAUUUCCUUCAAAAUGUUGCACCUUUUACAUUUAAAUUUGUGUUAUAAUUUAUUUGACCAUGAUGGGCACCCCAAACAGGCAACACACCAAACUCUGCAAUUUGUUUAUUUGUUUAAACAUUACUCUUUCAGAGGAUUUUUUUUAUUCAAUUCGGCUUGAUACAUCAACAUUCUCUCUCCUGUAGGCAUACUUUUUGAAUGCAGAAUAUUUUUUCUUAUUUAGUUAAUAAUUUUAUUAAAUUUACUUAUGCAAACUCUACAAUUGGACAUACAAAUUUUCUGAUUUUUGUUGUUGAAAAACUAUAUUGCAGGAAAUGUAAUUACAUAUAUAUUUUUUAACCUGAAAUGUUUCAUUAAUGUUAACGUGCAAAUUUUAAGCUGCAAUUGUUACAUAUAUGUUAAUUGGCAAAUAUUACAUAAAUUUUUACAUUCAAAUAUUAUAUAUGUAUGUUAACUUGUAAAUGUUACAUACAUGUAAAUCAGCAAAUAUUACAUAAAUUUUGACAUGCAAAUGUUAAGUUAAAAAAGAAAACCUGCUUAGGUUACAUAUAUAUUAGCCUGCAAUGUAUUUUAAUUAUUUAGAAAGAUCUGUUGUGCCAAAGGAUAAUAAACUGCUGACUUUAUAUUUUUUGUAUCAAACAAUAUUUCCAUAAUCGUAUGUUACCACAACAGUUGAAUUCCCUAUUUAACUGAUGCUAAGUGUCAACUUUUGCAAAUGCUGUUUUGGAUAACGGUUUUGUUUUGACAGAAACUCAACUCCAAGUUUAAUGCCAGUAUAGAAUUGAAUCCUUAUUCUUUACCAAGCAAUAUAUUCGUAAAGAGAGAAGAUGAUGCUGUUCAGCAUAAGAAAAAAAACCACAGUACAUUAAAAUAAACAAAAAUAAUGCCAAUGGUAUAGUGUACAUUUUAAUUUUCAAGAAUCUAUUUUAUCGUUUAUCAUAUUUUUCCAUAAUGUACAUUGGAAUCUCUUUCAUUUGUUUCCAUUUUCUUUUUUCUACAGGUUUUUAGAUUGUCUGUAAUUGUAAAAAAUGGUUGUGGUGUUGUCAUAGCCUUGACAUUGUUCUCGUUGACGACCUGGAGUUUUCAGCAUUCAAAAACUUUAACCUUGGCCAUUACUUCAAACUGUAUAAGAUUCUUAAAUAUAAUUUAGUACACAUACUGCCAGGGACAAAACACACAUGUACAGCAAGGCCCACAACUCUUGCUUAAAGUGCACUCUCACAAAUAGACAGUUUUGAUCUUUUUUUGUCUUUUUUGUCUCAGAAUUAGAUCAUUCUGGCAUCAGUGCCUUUAAUUCAGCUAUAUAAGAUAAUUCACAAUAGAACAGAACUCAAUUGGUUGGUUAACUGCCAAAAACUUUACUUUUAAAGCUUAAGUAAUGCUUUUAGCCAUAAAACAUCAAUUUUCAAAUGUAACUAUGAAAACUGUGAUCUGCUCUUUUGUCAGCAAUCUUAUAUCACUGGUUUCCAGUUACUUUUGCAAAAAUUGGCUCAUUCGUAAAAACAAAAAAUAAAAAAAAUUGUCAAAACAAUAAAUCUGUGAGAGAGCAGCUUUAAAUACUUUUCAAGUUAUUCCCCCUUUUUUUGGAAAACAACAGAUGGGUGUUGGCAAUCGCCCUGCAGUGCUCUUGUUUUAUCGAUGUUAUUAUUAAAUGCAAGACAAGUCAUAAACCGCUGAUUAAAAACACAUCAAAUAUUUGCUGUUCACUCUUUUAAGUUUUACUUCUUUUGUCCCUUUUUCAGGAGGUAUAUAAUAUUCAGAAUUGCAGUAAGUUAAUAAAAUUAUUCAAACUUACGACAUUAAAGCUGCACUCUCACAGAUUGACAAUUUUGACAACUCUUUUAUUUUUUGUCUUGGAAUUUUUUAUGCAAAUAUGGAAAAAUGCAAAAAAAAUUGUCAGCAGUGUUUUAGCUCUUGUUUCAAGAGAUUUACGCAAAAAAUUGGCUCAUUCCUUGACAAAAAAUGAAAAAGUUGUCCAAACGGUCAAUCUGUGAGAGUGCAGCUUUAAGUUGCAACAGAGUCACUAGCCAAGAAAAAAAGGACUGUGUAGCUUUUGUUUGCCAUCCUUUCUGUAGUUUAGUGUAUGUCAGACAAUCAAUGUAUUCUGGUCACAGUAAUCAAGGAUCAUUCUCAAAUGUACAAAAAGAAUGUAUUUUGUUUUAUAAUUACAUAAUAUGCAUUUCGUUUUUUUAUGUAUCUUUAUAAUUUUCAUCCAGUCAUAAUUAUUUCGACCUGAUUAUCAAAUGCAAAAGUAAUAGCUUCAUCAAACUUCUGCUUAUUUUGUUGAAAAGAAAGCAGACAUGUAUUCAUAGUCUUUGUUUUGUCCGUACUGUAUAUAUUUCCAGUCAAAUAUCCGUUUAUGUGCCAAAACAUUUUUAUUUUUGUUUCAAUCUGUAGGAUUCAUUUCAGUUAUUUAUGUAAUACAUUAUGAUUUUAUUUGAUGAAUAAGUUUGCGUAUCAAUGUUUAAUCAUUAAUUUCAUCUCAUACACUGUACAGGAAGUCCGUCCUAGGGCAAGUUGCUUAGUAAGCUUGUCACUGAUAAGCGCUAUCAACUGACUCUUAUGCAACAGUACGUUAUUUAGGUAUAUCCAUCUUCUUAGAUUUAGGUCGUUGCUAAGGUACGGAGCUCACUCACAUAGCACUUUGUGGUAUCCUCUACCCAUGCAUCUACUUCGAUUCAGAUCGUUGCUAAGGUAUGGAGCUUACUCACGUAGCGCUUUGUGGUAUUCUCUACCCAUUCAUUUACAUAGAUUAAGGUCGUUGCUAAGGUAUGGAGCUUACUCACGUAGCGCUUUGUGGUAUUACCUACCCAUCCAUCUACAUAGAUUAAGGUUGUUGCUAAGGUAUGGAGCUUACUCAAGUAGCGCUUUGUGGUAUCCUCUACCCAUUCAUCUACUUAGAUUUAGGUCGUUGCUAAGGUACGGAGCUUACUCACGUAGCGCUUUGUGGUAUCCUCUACCCAUUCAUCUACUUAGAUUUAGGUCGUUGCUAAGGUAUGGAGCUUACUCACGUAGCGCUUUGUGGUAUUCUCUACCCAUUCAUCUACUUAGAUUUAGGUCGUUGCUAAGGUAUGGAGCUUACUCACGUAGCGCUUUGUGGUAUCCUCUACCCAUUCAUCUACUUAGAUUUAGGUCGUUGCUAAGGUACGGAGCUUAUUCACGUAGCGCUUUGUGGUAUUCUCUACCCAUGCAUCUACAUAGAUUUAGGUCGUUGCUAAGGUACAAACUCACUAACGAUGCGCUUUGUGAUAUGCUCUACCCAUGCAUCUCGUAUUCGAAAAAUGCAUGCCUACUCAAGUCGUAUACUCUCAAUGUUAUUAUUUGAAACACAAUUAAAGUAAUGGUUUAACGUUAUUAGUAUGUAUUUACCAAAAUGAAUGUUUUCUUGUUACUUGAUCACCUUACCCUAUAAUUGGGGAUUGUUUUAAUUUCUUCAGGGUUUAAUAAUCAUUAUUUUUUUGCAAAUUGAUCAGGUUUUUAAUAUAAAACUUUAAAAUAUCAAUGUUUGUAAACAUUUAAUAAUGGCAACACAUAAUUAGCCAAAACAAAAGUAUCACAAAAUUGGGACCUCACAAAAUUAGGACUCACGAAAUUAGGUCUUACUGAAAUUAGGACCUCUCAACAUUCAAACAAUAUACAGAGCAUAGUACACCAAUCUUAAUACAGUAAUGAGGUUGUUAAACAUACUGAGUUCCAACAGUUGCAGUUGCACAUAUACAUGUUUGUUUUUUAUCUGAACUUGUGUGUACUAUUUGCUACUUAGUGCAUAUUUCUGUUUGCUUCAUAAAAGUAUUUCCCGUGAUUAACUUAAUUUAACAAUAUUAUAUGAAUAAGCUCACCAAUGCAUUUUUAACUAGGUUGUGCUUGAAAUAAUUUUCUGAUGUGAACAAAAAUGAUCUUGAUUUAUAAAAUGAAAGUAUUUUUCCUUAUGUAGAGUGAGCAUUAUGCAUUCAUUAUUUAUACUUACUAGUAUUUAUGUUCUUUUGCUAAGUAGCAAUGUGCAUAAAAAGUGUACAUUUUUGUUAAGUAUCAUAAUGAAUGUAUCAUAUUAGAUAUUACAAUUGAUCUGUUUAUUGUAAGAUAUUUAUGAUUUAUUUGAGUAAAAUAAAGAAAUGAAUUACCAUGAA
Messenger RNA from Mya arenaria, 9600 nucleotides. RefSeq names its product tyrosine-protein kinase RYK-like. Gene Ontology annotation, molecular function: ATP binding; protein tyrosine kinase activity. Lineage: Eukaryota; Metazoa; Mollusca; Bivalvia; Myida; Myidae. Gene Ontology annotation, biological process: protein phosphorylation; axonogenesis; positive regulation of kinase activity. The record is from RefSeq and is a predicted model, not a curated record. Gene Ontology annotation, cellular component: signaling receptor complex.